AUGGGUUCCGGACUGUUCGCUUUCGUUCUGUUGUCAGUUGUUUUGACCGUUAGUUGUAGGAGUUUGGAGGGCGCCGAGAACGCGACGACGUCCUUGAUGGACGUCGCCGAAGGACUGUUCAGGACGGGGCGAGCGCGGUCCAAUUUAGUUUACGCCAAUUUUGUAUCUUGCGCGAUCCGAUACGACGCUUCCUGUCUCGUGGACGCUGCUGGGGAGUACUUUGAGGGGCGAAAAAACGAGCUUUUGGCUCAAGCCGAUUCUGAAUUCCUGAAAUCAAGAGGUCGGGCGGAUCCAGACGCCACUCCAUCACACGUCGCCAAAUCGAUAGAAAAACUGUUGUCAGAGCUAUCCGGUCUGUUCAGGGACAGUCUACUCAACUUUUUUGGUGCCAGAGAAAGCGAAGAAGAUGACGAAGUGGUGGACUCCGAUGGUCAGGAUAAUGGUACGAGCAGAGCGGCCAAAGAAGAAUACAGGGCACACAAGAAGAAGAAGAAGAUGAAGGAAAUCCUCAAAUAUUCCGCAAUCGCAGCCGCCGUAGUGGCUAAAGUAAAUUUCCUUUUCAAAUUGUUUCACGCUUCCUUGCAACUCAAACUGUUCCUGGUAAGCCUCGGCGGUCUGAUUUUGCACCUGGUCAAGUUCUGGCUCGACGUUAAGAGGGGUUACAACCCCCCUAAGGUCGUUCAUUACGAACCGGUGCACCAUUCGCAUUACGAUGGGGAUGACGGUGGUUACUGGGCCAGGCAAUACGAAGAGGAAGACGAUUAUGGCGCUCACAGUUUGGCUUAUUCCAAACGGAAGCCCGGUUUAGUUAAAAAUAACGAGUUUCUUUAUAAUAGUAUCAAAUAA
Molecule: messenger RNA, 846 nt
Organism: Anoplophora glabripennis (Asian longhorned beetle)
Lineage: Eukaryota; Metazoa; Arthropoda; Insecta; Coleoptera; Cerambycidae
Exons: 3
Coding region: 1-846 (281 amino acids)
Source: RefSeq, a predicted model, not a curated record